AGCACAUUGCUAUAAUCAGCUGUCUUAUCAUUGUACCUUGAUCAUUGAUUGCUUGUAUUUAUAGUUAUUUACAAAAUUUCAUAAUUGUUUUGUGCUAACAAAUACUUCGAAAUGCGAAAAAACUGGAGCAAGUGGAAUUUAACAUCGAGAUAGCGAAUUUAUAUAAAUUCACUUUAUUUUUACAACAAACCUAAAAUAAUUGUGUGAAAAAUGGCCGAUGAAAAAACUACAGUGCAAGAAUUUAAGUUGGAUCCGGAUUGCGAAUUGAGAUUUGAAGUAGAGAGCAAGAAUGAAAAAGUCACUUUAGAGUUAAAGAAUGGUCUGGCAGAAGUUUUUGGUACAGAAUUAGUCAAAGGAAAAAAGUAUGAGUUUACAGCUGGUGCAAAAGUUGCAGUUUACACUUGGCAGGGCUGUACUGUCGAAUUAGUUGGAAAAACGGACGUCAGCUAUGUGGCAAAGGAGACGCCUAUGGGACUGUACUUGAAUUGCCAUGCGGCGAUGGAACGGAUGAGAGAGACAGCAGAAAAGGAUGAUACAAGGGGUCCUAUAACGAUGGUCGUGGGCCCUUGCGACGUGGGAAAAUCUACACUUUGUAGAAUACUGUUGAACUAUGCCGUUAGGAUGGCAAGAAGACCGAUCUUCGUUGAUCUUGAUGUUGGUCAGGGACAUAUAGCAAUACCUGGCACUGUGGGUGCUUUGCUGGUUGAACGACCAUCUAACAUAGUGGAUGGUUUCAGCCAACAAGCUCCACUGGUGUUUCAUUUUGGACACAAAACGCCACAAGCCAAUGUAGCACUUUACAACCUGCUUGUAACGCGCUUGGCGGAAGUCUGUUCAGACAGAUUGCAAGCCAACAAGAAGGCAAAAGCGUCGGGAAUCGUCAUAAAUACAUGUGGCUGGGUUAAAGGAGACGGAUACAAGUUGCUUACGCACGCUGCGCAGGCGUUUGAGGUGGAUGCCAUUCUGGUACUGGAUCAGGAGAGACUUUAUAACGAAUUGGUGAGAGACAUGCCAGAUUUCGUGAAGGUGGUCUUCCUGCCGAAGAGCGGUGGAGUCGUCGAGAGGAGUCAGGCGCAGCGAACCGAAGCGAGGGACCAGGGUGUCAGGGAAUAUUUCUAUGGUUCUCGGACACCGUUGUAUCCGCAUAGCUUCGAGGUGAAGUGGAGCGAAGCGAGAUUGUACAAAAUUGGAGCGCCAGUUUUACCGGCUUCCUGCAUGCCGUUGGGCAUGAAGGCAGAGGACAAUCUGACGAAACUGGUGGCCGUUACGCCGGGACCCAGCUUGCUCCAUCAUUUGUUAUCUGUUUCUUUCGCCGAUUCUCCCGAAGAUGACGUUGUACAGACUAACGUAGCUGGAUUCGUUUGCGUGACUAACGUGGAUGUCGAGAGGCAGACGUUUACCGUACUUAGCCCACAACCUAGGCCAUUACCAAACACAGUACUAUUACUGUCGGAUAUACAAUUUAUGGAUAGCCAUUAGAUAUAUAGAUGAUAUUUUUUCUAUAUAACAUUAAAUAAUAUAAUAAAUGUAAUAAAAAUUAAUAGCAAGAGAAAAUCUUUUGUAACAAAAUAAUAAAUUUUUACCUAACGUUCACACGUAGCAAAUUUAAGAUGCGAGAAUGUAACAUCUUAUAAAUAAAUUCGUAAGCAUUUGUAUUAUUUAAGUACGUAUAUUUGUGUUGUUGUUUGAGGGAUAAUGAAAAAACAAGACCACAGAAUUUCAAAUAUUAGCAUUUCCAUGUUUGUAGUUUAUGAUAUCCUUCUUGCUUAAUUUUCCUCCAUUUUAUAUAAAUUAUGUUGUAUAUGUAUAUGAAUUUUGUACAAGAUUCUUGAUUUUUAAACAUUUUUGAACAAUUAUAUCUGGUUCAAUAAUC
This is a messenger RNA of Monomorium pharaonis (pharaoh ant), 1873 nucleotides long. It is a transcript of the gene cbc, whose product is annotated as protein CLP1 homolog. The transcript has 3 exons. The record is from RefSeq and is a predicted model, not a curated record. Gene Ontology annotation, biological process: tRNA splicing, via endonucleolytic cleavage and ligation. Lineage: Eukaryota; Metazoa; Arthropoda; Insecta; Hymenoptera; Formicidae. Gene Ontology annotation, cellular component: nucleus; mRNA cleavage factor complex. Gene Ontology annotation, molecular function: polynucleotide 5'-hydroxyl-kinase activity. The coding region runs from base 211 to 1479 and encodes 422 amino acids.